Hippoglossus stenolepis (Pacific halibut) is the source of this 2938-nucleotide messenger RNA. It is a transcript of the gene ripk3, whose product is annotated as receptor-interacting serine-threonine kinase 3. The transcript is spliced from 13 exons. The coding region runs from base 330 to 1820 and encodes 496 amino acids. The record is from RefSeq and is a predicted model, not a curated record. Gene Ontology annotation, molecular function: JUN kinase kinase kinase activity; ATP binding. Gene Ontology annotation, biological process: protein phosphorylation. NCBI's taxonomy places the organism in Eukaryota, Metazoa, Chordata, Actinopteri, Pleuronectiformes, Pleuronectidae.
CACAGACAGAGAGACAGAGAGACAGAGAGACAGAGAGACAGAGAGACAGAUUAUUAUUAUAAAAAAAGAAGACAUAUCUACAUACACAGCCAUGAAAUCACAAAAGAAAAAUGCUGUUGUCACCACGGUGACCACACACACACACACACACACACACAUACACCUCAGCCCUGAAGCAGAAGUGAAAGGGAAUUUGAUGGGAUGGAUCUGGGUCGUUCUCUCUCUCACUUCUGCUUUAAUCUGUUCACAUGUAGCUGCUGCUGCUGAGAGAGAGAGUCGAUGCCCGAGCAGCAGGGUUUUCACAACGAGUGUGUCCCUACGGAAUUACCAUGGACUUUGAAAGAGUUCGUCCUCCAGUGAUCGAAGACUCCAGCCUCACGAGCUGGGUUUCGAUCGGCUCCGGGGGGUUUGGACAAAUCUACAAAGUCAGGCAUCAGGGGUGGUGCUGCGACGUGGCCAUUAAGCUGCUUCAUAACGACAACGCACAGACACACGAAAAAAGGAUCAAAGCUUUGCAGCGGGAGGUCCAAAUGAUGCUUCAAGGAAGCAGCGAGUAUGUUAUGCAGGUCCUUGGAGUCUACGAUGGUCAGCCGCCGAACUUUGCACCCUCACCACAGCUGGGUCUGGUCAUGAAGUACAUGGAGAAAGGAUCUCUGGAAUCGCUACAGAGCACUUUAGACGGAGUUCCACCGUUGCCGCUGGUCUUCAGGCUGGCUCACCAGGUGGCCCUGGGGAUAAACUUCCUCCACAACCUCUCCCCUGCCCUCCUCCACUGUGACCUGAAGCCCAGCAACGUGCUGCUGGACUUGUAUCUCAAUGUCAAGCUCACAGAUUUUGGCCUUUCUAAGCCUAGUCAGACUCAGGCUCAGGUUUCCAGGAGGGAUACAGAAGACGGGGGAGGGACGAUCAGCUACAUGCCACCGGAGGCUUUUGGAAUAAACUACAAACCUUCCCGAGCCUCUGAUAUCUACAGCUAUGGUAUCCUGCUGUGGUCCAUCGUCACAGGGAAACAACCGUAUCCACAUGCACUCCCCAGCGUCGUGAUGUUCCGGAUCCCCGAGGGAGACCGACCAUCGCUGGAAGAGCUCAGCCAGGUUGCAGACCAGGCGGAGCUGAUGGGACUGAAGGAGCUCAUGAUAAAUUGCUGGGGGGCCAGUUCCACCCAAAGACCCUCAUCCUUGGAAUGUACAAAAAUCACAGAGCAACUGUAUCAGACGCACAAACAUGGAAUUAAUGAUGCCGUCCAUGAAGUGCUGAAGAAACUGGAGCAGAAGGAACGAGACAGAAUAGCGGAGCAGCUUCAGAGGCUUCACGUCACUCCGGCCUCAGGGGCUCCCAGAGUUCAAGCGGUGAACAUUCAGGAUAAUGUGCUGACGGGACCUUCGCCCGUUCAGGAAGUGGCCUUUGGGAGGAGCUCAAAUCAAAGGGUCAAAGACCCGCCGGCAUCCCGACAAGCAAACGUGUGUGAUGUUGACAAGACCCACUCGUCCACAGACGACCAUAAAGCCAAAGCUUCCUCCGUUCAUCCCAUCAGUGCAUCGCCGGCGCCUCCUUCCACCACGAGGUCACCUCAGGCCAGUGCAGCUAAGAAUCCCUCAUCUCAACAGUUCCAGCGUCAGUUUUCCAGCCCGACCCCUUCUUCUACGAGUCAACCGACAUACAAUGUCUACAUCCACUGCAGCCAGGUGACGGGAGUUCAGAGCGGCAACAAAAACAUCAUGUACAUCAACAAGGAGCCUUUAGAGAGGAGGCGACACCCAACAGCGCCAUCUCGUGUCAACCCCCCGUCACCACAUCCAGGAAGCAGGAACAACCACUGAGGAGGUUCACUUCUGAACACGAUUCAGAUUUGGUGACAUGCAGGCUUUUGAAAUUAUGUUUUGGUGUUUCUGGGGAAUAUUUAUUCUGCUUCUUUUGUUUUGAAAAUGUUUUACCAGUCAGAAACGUAUCACACCUCUCUUUCGCCCCCGUCAGCAGAAAAACAGGAGCCAAGUCCGAUCAUGUGGUUUUUAACAAGCUGUAGUCAGCAAAUAUCCCCGGUCGCAGCGCCAGGCCACCAUCAGGCGCCAAAACACGACUUAACGCCAGACGGACCGUGAGUCACAAGAGGUCGAUUUAGAAUCUAACCUGUUCCCAAACAGUUCACGUCGUUUUAGCUGAAAUUCCAAAAAGUACAGAAGAGUAUUGGGACCAGACAUAAGAAAAAAAGAUCAAAGUCGAAAAAGUAAAGAAUAGAAUCUUUUUCCAAGAUCAAAGUCAAACUUAUAAGAAUAAACUACUGGAGUUAGCACGUAUGACUGCGUCUACAAAAUGUGUCGAUGAUCGCUGAAAUCGAGAUUCACAGUGAGGUCACCUGUAUUCGGGCUUCGUAGAGAACAUGGCUGUCAGCCGCUUCAACCUCCGACUUCAUUCCCGUUUUAGUUUGAUUUGAUCCUCAACAUUUCCACUUUAUUCUCGACAUUUCCGCUCUAGUGUCAUUAUCAGCAUUUCCACUUUAUUGUCAACUUUAUUCUCAACAUUUUGACGGAAGGAAACAGAAGAAUCAACCGUACAGGACACGUGUGAUGGUUGAUGGAAAUCUCACGUUCAGUCUAUUCCCAAAGAUGGAAUCUCCACCUCUUUAGUGGAACAGAGGUUUUGCUACAGGCCACGUUCAUUUGCACUGAAAUACAGAAUUGGAUCACCAACAUAUUUCUGCAUUGGUAUCAAUUUGGUUUCUUUUUAUACUUUUGUGUCUUUUUGUGGAUUUAUCUUUACCCGGUUUAACUUUGUAUUCUUUUUUUUUUAAAUGUUCAUUUUAAAUAAAAAUUCUAUGAAUAUCAUAAACCAGUUUGAAUCCAUCAUAAGUGUGUCAGACAUCCAAUGUGACAGUGGAUUUGAAUACUUGACAGAAACGUCCUCUAAAUGUACUGGAAAUAAAAGAUAUCUAGAAUAUAAA